Molecule: messenger RNA, 635 nt
Organism: Lactuca sativa (garden lettuce)
Lineage: Eukaryota; Viridiplantae; Streptophyta; Magnoliopsida; Asterales; Asteraceae
Source: RefSeq, a predicted model, not a curated record
AUUGACAACCGUGUGCCUAUUGAAAUCACUGUUAAUUUCCUCCUCUUUACACGUCGUUCUGUUGCAGUCCUGCUUAAAUUCAUUAUCCAUUUAUAUCGAUCUCCUAAGAUCUUUUAUCUUUCUUGUUAGAUGGGAGCACUAAAGGAGCUUGUGGAAGAAGGAAAGAUCAAAUAUGUUGGAUUAUCGGAGGCGUCAGCAUCAGCCAUCAGAAGAGCUCAUGCUGUGCACCCAUUAACAGCUAUACAACUCGAAUGGUCCUUGUGGACAAGAAAUGCAGAAGAAGAAAUCAUUCCUACAUGCAGAGAACUUGGGAUCGGGAUUGUUACAUACAGUCCUCUAGGACGGGGUUUCUUCUCAUCUGGUCCAAGGAUUGUUGAGAAGUUGGAAGAUGGCGACUUACGUAAGGUUUGUUGGUUAACUUUUUUCAAUAUAUUUUCCAUUCAGCUCACCUCCAUUCCAAUUUGUUAGAGUUAAGCUAGAUACUUUGUAAAUAUUAUCUAAUUAUAAUCAGUUAGUUGGUGUUUAUAGUAAAAGUCGUUAUCAGUUAUGUAACCGUCCUAAUGAAUGGACGUGAUGGUUAGGGAUGUUAGGGACAUAUAAAUAUGUAAACUCUGUGAAUUAAUAAACGAGUUGAC